Molecule: messenger RNA, 3534 nt
Organism: Melanaphis sacchari
Lineage: Eukaryota; Metazoa; Arthropoda; Insecta; Hemiptera; Aphididae
Gene: tinc
Product: protein tincar
Exons: 11
Coding region: 289-3045 (918 amino acids)
Source: RefSeq, a predicted model, not a curated record
UGUACCGGCACCGUCGUGGUUCGAACACUCGUCGUUAGUGUAUAUAUUAUAAUAUUGUUGAUAUACGUCUCUUACGUCCAUCGAGCAAUAUGGAUCCGAAAGAUCUACCGUGAAACGUCUUCGGUUCUGGACAGUUUAUAUCAAAUCGCAGCAGGAAUCGUACUCCGAACGAGAAGCAUCCGUAACGAUUACUAUCCCACACCGUUUCGGGUGGCCACCGAAGAGUUCUUUUCCACUAGAAAUUUCGGUUCAAAAAAGCUCGCGGGAGAUGUUUGCGAGACGGACGUGAUGGCUGAAAGCGGCAACUACGCAGGCGGUAAAGGACAUUUUUGUCAGCUCAACAGCCUAUGGUCCGUGUGGUAUGGUCUGCUCGCUACCGUGCUUAAUGUCUAUUCCGUUUUGCUAGCCACUCGGAGACUAUCGGAGUACUUGGAAGUGGUAUGGCCACCGAAGAGCGUACUUCCGCCCCGGUACGAAAUCCACUGCUUCGUGGCUACCAUAGGCAUGGCCGCCGUUCUGGUACCUCUGGUGGCUUUCACGGCUGUCUUCCGUACUGGAAACAUGGCCAACGACUCGGACAAACUGGGAAAUCUUUUGGACGUUCGCCGUCGCCGCCUGUCAUCUUGCUGGACCCAUGGGCCACCGUCUUCUUCCACACUACACUCAUUCACGGCGCUCGCCCUACUGGUAGUCAAACUCAUGAUCGAAGCCAGACUCAUACAAGCCGGUCUCAUGUCCACAAAUAAUAUUUGGAAUACCGACUUGGACUUCCUGGUCCUCGGUGGACAUCAGUCCAGUCCGCCCAACAUCACGCUUAAAAAUAUGCACAUCGAACCCAAGACACAGUCGAUACUUGUCCCACAGUCGCUGUCACCAUCGACAAAUAGAUCAUCUCUGAUAUAUAAUGAUGUUGCGGAUACUGAUGGGAUCAUGUCUGUCGAGUUUUUCAAUUAUGCCAUGGCCUUGUUCAUAUAUUGCGGACGGUAUGCGUCUGUUUUUUGGGAGACUAACAAAUGUUUUGCUACAUUAUUUUCCGUUCAGCUAUUUGCCAACGCCAUACAAUGCCUGUCACUGUAUCUCUUCACCUGCAUCCUCUACAAGAUGCAAGUGUUGGGCGUCUGCAAAAUGGUGAAGGAACUGCCCGCCGGGCCCACCACGUACCACCUGGUCCUGGAUCACUUGGACACCGCGGUCCUGUUCACCGUCACCACCGUACUGAUAUUCGUGUCCAACUCGAUAGUGUACUACUACGGGUACACGCGGUUCAACGGGUUCGUGAAGCGGCAGACGGGCGGCCGGAAGACCGUGGCCGACGCUUACUCGAGCCUGAUGCCGUACUGCGCCAGCGUACUGGCCCUGCUGGCCGUCGUCGCGUCCGAGAGCCCGUUGCUGUACAACGCCAUCGUCGUCUUCCGGUCGUCGCUCAACGGUGUGGUGUUGGCGUGCCUGCUGAACUCUACCGCCCACGUGUUCGUCUGGAUAGCCAUGUGGUCCGUGCUCACGCUCAAGCCCUGCUGGAUGUUCGACCUGCACCUGUUCCUCGAGUACGAUCCCAGGGGCGGCGGCGGCGGCAGCGGUGGUGGCAGUGGAGGCGGUGGAGGUGGCGUCGAAGGUGACGACGCUCAGCGCGUGCCGCUGCUGGUGGUGGCCCAAGGCGCCACGUACUCGCUGACUGAGAAGACGGCCAAGCGCAUCGUCACGUCGGUAGUGGAACGCGUAGUCGCCGACUACACGCGCGUCGCUGCCAAUUCGGAUAAACAAAAGUAUAAAAGAACGCCAAAGACAAUGAGCGAUGAACAAAUAUAUUGGCCUAGACCUAAAUCGAGUUCAGGCCGCAGUUGUUUAAGUGAAAUGGAAGACUCGGACGAACAGUCAGGCUGUUUUGGUUGUAAACGGACAAAUAAAUCUACAAGAGGUAUACCAAUGAACAAAGUUGACCGAAGGGGAGUCAGUCCUGAAGACGAUGGCGAUUAUGCAAAGCUCCGCGAAUUGCCGAUGGUCGCUAGAGCCACAAACGAUCAUAGCGACGACAAUACGUCUGAAGACACGAAGCUUUUAGACACUGUCCGGGAAGGUGUAAUUACAUACGCUAGUGCCAACACAAGAGAGUUGUUUUACUCGCCGGCCACGCCACCACCGCCGCCACCGCCUCUGCAAGAAGACAUAAGUUCAGCUGCGGAAUUCCACGCCAGUAAAACCCAAGUGUCCAAGCAACACCAACAACUGCGCGACCACGCGUACCGCAGCGGCGGCGUGUACGGCAAAACGGCGGAGUCGGCGGCGGCGGCGGGCCAGCAGGGGCCGCAGCGCCCGACAGGUUCGGCGUCGGUGACGGCCGCCGACGAUUUCGAGGAGGAGGACACGGUCAAGUCGGAGUCCGAGGCGUCCGCGGCCGGCCACUCGCCGCAGGCCGCGUGCAGCGGCCACAGCGAGUCGUCGAGCGGCGUGCACUCCAACAGCAGUCACGACACGGCGGCCACGAUGCCGCUGCCGCCGCCGCCCCCGCCGCUGCAGCUUUCGCCGGCCGCGUCCACGGCCACGCUGUCGCCGACGGACGACGAACAGCGGCGCCGGGCCAGUUACGCGGACCUGCAAACCGUGGACACGGUGGUGAUCCGGCACAAGGGCGGUCCGGGGGCCAAGGCCCGGAUGCCGCCGGACCCGUGCACCAGGCCCACGAACGUGUCGCUCAGCUCGUUCACGGAACCGCGGGGCGCCCGGAACCGGCCCGGGUCGGUGCCCGGCUGGAGGACGAUGCCGCACAACGUGGCUCCGCCACCGCCGCCCCAGACGACGGCCGGUAACCGCGUCAAGGCGCCGCCGUCGCACUAUCACCAGUACCAGCAGCAGAAGAACCAGCAGCAGAACCAGAUCAACUACCAGCAACAUCAACGGCAGUGGUCGUCGUCGUACAACGGUGGAGGCGGUGUCGGCGGUGCCAAAGCGUCUGCCGUCCGGUCGGGGCGGAACCACUCGACUAUACCCACGCACCACAACGGCGUCAGGCUGUUCCAGCAGCACCAGCAACAGUCGUACGGCCAAUAAAUAUUUUGGCGACCGUCCCUGUUCGCGUUCCGAUUGGUCGCCAUAAAAAAAUCGCGAUCGCAGCAUAGACAUUCGUUAACAAUAUCCGAGUGCGUGUGUCGGGCGGCGUCCCGAACGGUGGAGGAGAAACCGCCUUCCGGCGUGCCGCGUCCGGCUGAUAAGCUUUUUAGAAAAAAUCCAACAGAUCGAUUUCGAAUUAUAAUACGCUCUGUAGACUACAGGACGUUUCCACUACUCUGACGACCAUUUGUUUAUUCAAACCUCCGUGCGGAACAGUCAGCCGACGACCAAUCCCCCGCCUACCAUUCCUGAAAACAAUUAAAACGAUCUAGUCCCCCUCGUCUGACCCGUGAUCCAUGUAUAAUCAUAUCGUAUAUCUUUUAGACGUUGUGUUAAACGACUCUAGUUACGGAAUUAUUACUAUUAUAUAAUAUUUAUCUAAAUAUAAUAAAUUACUUAUCAUUAAUAUUGUAAUAUUACUAUCCAAUA